Molecule: messenger RNA, 508 nt
Organism: Elgaria multicarinata webbii
Lineage: Eukaryota; Metazoa; Chordata; Lepidosauria; Squamata; Anguidae
Gene: SERTM1
Product: serine rich and transmembrane domain containing 1
Exons: 2
Coding region: 185-508 (107 amino acids)
Cellular component (GO): intracellular membrane-bounded organelle
Source: RefSeq, a predicted model, not a curated record
CGAGGCGGGAUUCCUCCCGAGCAGCACCCAAAGGUAACACAAUACAGAUUAAUUCUGAUUUAAGAAGUGAAGGAUAACUGUCAUCCCAGGAUGGCUCAAUGUGCCAAUGAUUUUAUGGAAAGCUGUUGUUGACUACUAGGUGUCAUUGGUUUUAUUAUACAACUUAUACAUUUUUUAAAAAAAAAUGUCAGAACUCAACCCCACAUCUGGAUUAAUAGGAAAUAUGGAAAAUGGAACUUUUCUGGAGCUGUAUCCCACCUCUCUCUCAACAUCCAUGGAUUCAUCUUCUGGACGCAUGUCUAAUGUCUAUGUCUAUGUCUCAAUAUUCCUCAGCCUUUUGGCAUUUCUUCUUUUGCUAUUGAUCAUUGCACUUCAGAGGCUGAAGAACAUAAUCUCUUCCAGUUCUUCCUACCCAGAAUACACCAGCGAUGCUGGGAGUUCCUUCACUAAUUUAGAAGUCUGUAGUAUUUCUUCCCAGCGGUCUGCUUUUUCAAACCUUUCCUCAUGA